GCCGGGAUGAUGCUGCUGCUGCUGCUGCCGCUGCUGCUGGGGACCCCGGGGCUGAGCCUGCCCCCGGGGGGGGGCCCGGAGGACACUCAGCUGGUCACCCCCCUCCGCCUGGACCCCGACAUCAACGGCCGCCCUUACUUCAGGCGGGGCCCCGCCGAACCCCCCCGGGGAGGCCAAGCGGUGGUUUUCCAGCUCUCGGCUUUCGGGGAGGAUUUCUACCUCCACCUCACCCCCGACGCCCACUUCAUCGCCCCCGCCUUCGCCGCUCACUACCUGGGGGUCUCCCCCGAUGCCGCCCACCCCCUCCCCGCCCUCCGCCACUGCUUUUAUUCGGGGGAUGUCAACGCCGACCGGGAAUCUUUCGCCGCCCUCAGCCUUUGCGGGGGGCUCCGGGGGGCUUUCGGUUACCGGGGAGCCGAGUACAUCAUCAGCCCGGUGGCGGGGGGCUCGGCGGGGGGAGCCCACCGCCUGCAGCGCCGCAGCCCCGGCCGCCCCGUCGGGGCCGGAGCAUCCCGCUGCGCCGUGGGCUCCGGGCUCACCCCCGGGGUGCUGCAGGCGCUGGACAAGUACCGGGGGCGUGGGGGGGCAAAAAAAGGGGGUCGGGCCAAACGAUUCGCCUCGGUCCCCCGGUACGUGGAGACCUUGGUGGUGGCCGACGAGUCGAUGGUGAAGUUCCACGGGGAUGAUCUCCAGCACUACCUGCUCACCCUGAUGGCCACGGCCGCUCGGCUCUACAAGCAUCCCAGCAUCCGGAACCCCAUCCAGAUCUCCGUGGUCAAGUUCCUCCUCAUCGGGCAGGAUGACAAAGGGCCCAAGGUCACCGGCAACGCCGCCCUCACCCUCCGCAACUUCUGUGCCUGGCAGAAGAAGUGGAACAAGGUCAGCGACAAGCACCCCGAGUACUGGGACACUGCCAUCCUCUUCACCAAGCAGGACCUGUGUGGUGCCACCACCUGUGACACGCUGGGGAUGGCAGAUGUGGGCACCAUGUGUGACCCCAAGCGCAGCUGCUCCGUCAUCGAGGACGACGGGCUGCCCUCAGCUUUCACCACUGCCCACGAGCUGGGCCACGUCUUCAACAUGCCCCACGACAACGUGAAGGCCUGCGAGGAGGUCUUUGGUAGGCUGAAGACCAACCACAUGAUGUCCCCCACCCUCAUCCAGAUUGACCGUGCCAACCCCUGGUCAGCUUGCAGUGCUGCCAUCAUCACCGACUUCCUCGACAGUGGCCAUGGAGACUGCUUGCUGGACCAGCCAACCAAACCCAUCCCGCUGCCUGAAGACCUGCCAGGGACCAGCUACAGCCUGAACCAGCAGUGUGAGCUGGCCUUUGGGGUGGGCUCCAAGCCCUGCCCCUACAUGCAGUACUGUGCCAAGCUCUGGUGCACGGGCAAGGCCAGGGGACAGAUCGUCUGCCAGACCCGGCACUUCCCCUGGGCUGAUGGCACCAGCUGUGGUGAAGGGAGGUUCUGCCUGAAGGGCGCCUGCGUGGAGAGGCACAACAUCAGUAAGUACAGGGUGGACGGCGGCUGGGCCAAGUGGGCGCCCUACGGGCAGUGCUCCAGGACCUGUGGUGGAGGGGUGCAGCUGGCCAAGAGGGACUGCACCCACCCCGUGCCUGCCAACGGGGGCUCCUACUGCCAGGGCGUCCGCCUCAAGUACCGCUCCUGCAACCUGGAGCCCUGCCCUGCUGCAGUGCCUGGGAAGAGCUUCCGUGAGGAGCAGUGUGAGGCUUUCAACGGGUACAGCCACAGCACCAACCGCCUCACUGCCUCUGUCUCCUGGGUCCCCAAAUACUCUGGUGUUUCACCCCGGGACAAGUGCAAACUCAUCUGCCGCGCUAACGGCACCGGCUACUUCUACGUGCUGGCACCCAAGGUUGUGGACGGCACCCCUUGCUCCCCAGACUCCACCUCGGUCUGUGUCCAGGGCAAGUGCAUCAAAGCUGGUUGUGAUGGGAAGCUGGGCUCCAAGAAGAAGUUUGACAAAUGCAGUGUCUGUGGAGGAGACAACAAGAGCUGCAAGAAGGUCUCAGGCUUGUUCACCAAACCCAUGCACGGCUACAACUUCGUGGUGGUGAUCCCGGCUGGUGCCUCCAACAUCGACAUCAGGCAGAGGGGCUACAAAGGGCUGAUCAGCGACGACAACUACCUGGCGCUGAAGAACGGGCAGGGCAAGUACCUGCUCAACGGGCACUUCAUUGUCUCUGCCGUGGAGAGGGACCUGCUGGUGAAGGGCAGCGUCCUGCGCUACAGCGGCACCGGCACGGCUGUCGAGAGCCUGCAGGCCUUCAAACCCAUCCAGGAACCCUUGACUUUGGAGGUGCUCUCCGUGGGGAAGAUGACCCCUCCUCGGGUCCGCUACUCCUUCUACCUCCCCAAGGAAAGCAAAGAGGACAAGUCCUCCUACAAGAAGGAAGGCAAGACCCCACCCGACCUCAACAACAGCGUCCUCAGCUUGUCCAACCGCUUGGACGGCGGCAGACCCAGCUACAGGCGUCCCAGCUACAAGUGGGCAACGGGGGGGUGGGAGGCUUGUUCUGUCACCUGCGGGGACGGGCUGCAGAAGCGCUGGGUGGCUUGUCACGACUCCUACGGCCAACCAGCCACCGAGUGUGACCUGGCGCAGCGACCGGCUGACGUCCGGCUCUGCGGGGAGCCCUGCCCGGCCUGGGAAGCCGGACCGUGGUCUCCUUGCUCCAAGAGCUGUGGCCGGGGUUUCAAGAGACGGGCGUUGAAGUGCUUGGUCCCAACCGGGCGCUCGUUGCCCCGGGAGAGUUGCAAUUUCCGGAGGAAGCCCCAGGAGCUGGAUUUUUGCACCUUGAGGCCGUGCUGAGCAGGCUUAGGGGUGUCUGCGAGGAAGGACACGGUGUCCCCCUGGCUGGAAGGAGAAGCCGAGCAGCAGCCAGGGACUGGGAGAGGGGGAGAUGU
This is a messenger RNA of Apus apus (common swift), 2930 nucleotides long. It is a transcript of the gene ADAMTS15, whose product is annotated as ADAM metallopeptidase with thrombospondin type 1 motif 15. Gene Ontology annotation, molecular function: metalloendopeptidase activity; zinc ion binding. The transcript has 8 exons. Lineage: Eukaryota; Metazoa; Chordata; Aves; Apodiformes; Apodidae. The record is from RefSeq and is a predicted model, not a curated record. Gene Ontology annotation, biological process: extracellular matrix organization; proteolysis. Bases 7 to 2835 code for a protein of 942 amino acids.